AUGGACAAUUCAACUGAAAUAGUGUUUGUUCUACAAGAACUGAAUGAGACGAUGGCUAAAAAACACACGUACUUUGCAGUUACUCUUCUCGUUUACUUGUUGACUAUUGUAGUGAAUCUGACUUUGAUCGUGACAAUUGUUUCACAGAAAACGUUACAUGAGCCCAUGUUUAUAUUUCUGUGCAGCUUAUGUGUAAAUGGGAUUUUUGGUGCCUCUUCAUUUUAUCCUAAAAUGUUGAUGGACCUUUCAUCUGACUUGAGCGUUAUAUCGUAUAAAGCUUGUCUGUGUCAAAUGUUUGUAAUAUACGGCUACGUCUUCUGCGAAUUCACGACUUUGACAGUGAUGGCUUAUGACAGGUAUGUCGCAAUAUGCAAGCCGCUCAAUUACCACUCCAUCAUAACCCCUGGGAAGGUAAUGAGAUUGUUGCUUUUCACCUGGCUGUUGUCCAUCUGUGAAUCAGCUGUUGCGAUGGCCGUGAUAUCAACAUUACCUCUCUGUGGAUUCAACAUUGAAAAGAUUUACUGCACAGCUUGGGCAGUGAUAAAACUGUCAUGUGUGGAUACCAUUAUAAACAACGUAUUCGGGUACUUUCUCGUGGUUUUUCAUGUUUUACAAGCAGUGCUGAUCUUGAUUUCCUAUGUUAACAUCGUCAAGGCAUCUGUGCGAUCGCAGGAAGAUCGGAGCAAGUUCAUGCAGACCUGCUUGCCCCAUUUAAUCGCAUUGACCAACUUCACGAUAGCACUCCUUUUUGACGACAUGUACGCUCGCUAUGGUUCCAGCAAUCGUCUGCAGGCUCUACGCAAUUUCAUGUCACUGGAGUACCUCGUAGUUCCACCGCUCCUAAACCCGCUUAUCUAUGGCCUGAAACUGAACCAGAUCCGCCGGAGAAUCUUUAGAAUUUGCAGCCAGAAAAGACAUGAUCUGAAGUGA
This is a messenger RNA of Conger conger (European conger), 930 nucleotides long. RefSeq names its product olfactory receptor 8I2-like. Gene Ontology annotation, cellular component: membrane. The record is from RefSeq and is a predicted model, not a curated record. Gene Ontology annotation, molecular function: G protein-coupled receptor activity; olfactory receptor activity. NCBI's taxonomy places the organism in Eukaryota, Metazoa, Chordata, Actinopteri, Anguilliformes, Congridae. The coding region runs from base 1 to 930 and encodes 309 amino acids. The transcript has a single exon. Gene Ontology annotation, biological process: G protein-coupled receptor signaling pathway.